AGUUUAUUUUGAAGGUACGGUGAAGUGUAAGGUAUUUGAGAGCAUGGCGUCAUUUUUAGGAUGGAAAGGGGGGGAGUCCUGGAGAGUGAAGAAGUAGGAUGGAAGUGAGUGUGAUAGAGAUAGUGCAUGAGAGGAGGUGGGAGUGAGAUGGAGCGUUGAGCUAGAACGGUCGAUGACAGAAUCUUAUCUGAAAACUUGCGCGGGCCGAACGCAGAGCCCCGCAGCUCAGUUCCAAACAUUUGCUCAAACUGAAACAAGUCCUCGCGGUUGUUAUCAAUAGUCUCUACAAUAUUAAUUAGUAGAAUUUGAUUACUAUAUUUAUAAACAAUAAUUCAAUCUGUAUUGUUUUGGUGUAAAAGUAUUGAGUUGAUUGUAUGAAAAAUAAGUGUGUAAUAGUUUUAUUUUUAUUUUAAAAGUGUGUUUGCUGCAUUUUAGAGCACGUUUUUUUGGCACUCUUGGAAUUAGAUUGUGAUUUAAGUAGGAUCAUAAUGCCGAAAAUAAAAUCAGAGAAAAGGAGCGAGAAAGAAGUGACUGAAAAUGGAGAAAAAAAAUCGUCGAACGGCUGGGGUCAGGGAGGCCAACUAUUCGGCACGGAAGCCACCGAAAACACAUUCCAAGGAGCAGGAUUCAAGGAUAAGGAUAAGGCACAGGAGACCCUUCGUCUGUUGGAUGGACGGGACCCUCCCUAUCAGUUUCAAAUCAUCAACUCUAUGUACAACAGGGCAAAAGUCAUCUAUAAGCGGACUACUGACAAGGACAAACGCCACAACCUCAACGAAGCCAUAGACGUUUUCGAAAAAUGGAUAGACGACUACAAAUCGCACAGUCGAUCCAAAGAGAACUUCAGCUACCUGCCGCUGGAGCUGAUGGAAGAUUACUUGCCACUUGCCAAACACUACAAAAUCUCCGACACUUUCCUCAUUGCCUUCAAACAAGUCGACGGUGAUAUCAAGAAGUUGCGCAUGAAAAAAGUACCUGAGACAGAAAUCACGUGGGAUAUAGAACGCAACAGGAAUCUGAGAAAGUUGAACGAAAAUAUUCGCUCGAAUUAUCUGCAGCUUUUCGAAACUGACGAGCCGUUGAGGGGUCUGCCUUCUAAGGAACACACUGAGAUGAUAUUGUGGGGCUACAGCAACGAUAGCACCAAAAUUAAGAAGUGUAUUCCACUGAUAAAAGAAAAAAUUGAUGAUUAGUUGAAGCUAUUCAAACCCAGAUUCGAAUUUAUUUAUUUCAUCAAUCACAAAAACAAUCUUAGAAGAGUCAAAGAUUUGAGAUAUUAAACAAAUUUUGUAAUUAUGUUUUGUUUGAAGCUCAAUCAGAAAUCAGAUUGAUGUUUUCUGUUUUCUAUUCGUCACGUAUCACCGUCAACUUGAAGUAAUUAAACCAAUUAUAAUUAUGUUUUGUAUCAAGGACAAUCAAAUUUAUUUGUCAAUUCUUGUAUCACCAAAGAACCUAAUGAUUGAUGGUUAUAGUUGUGCACCAUUGGGAAAGCAUGUAGAGUUCCUGAAUUCUUGUUCUCUUAUCCUAUGGUUGUACCGCCUGCUGCUUUGUGUAAUACCUACAGUCAGAUUUAUGUUGAUCUAUAUGUAUCACCAGUCCUGUCAGUGUUGAUUGGAGGAACUUGAUAAGAUGUUUUGUAAUAAUAAAAAAAAUGUAUGAUAUAAUUUUUAUGUAUGUAUCAAGGUCAAUCAAUGACAAACAUGUUGGAUGUUAUUUUUAUAGGUAUUGAAUUUUGAAAAUAUUUGUAGAAGAAUAAUUUUAUUCACAUCCAUGCAGGCCGUGGAUUGGGGGGUAUUCAUCCGCAGGAACCUCCCCCGUUCCACUACCCCUACCCGGAAAAGAAAAAUGUUGGAGUUUUCAAUUGAAAACAGUUUUUAAGAGCUUUAUCUUCUAUUAUUCAUUAGAUUUUUAGAUUUGUCCAUUUAAAUGCCAAGCCUAAUACUUAUUUCUGUGCCCUCAACAUUUUUUUCAAACACCACAUAGAAAAAAGUUGGGGGGGGGGGCGAUCGCCACAAUUGCCUCCCCCUCAACUGGAAUCGCAUCAAUGUAUAUCACAUGCAACGUUAGUAGACAGUCUACUAACUUAUUUGUAUCACAUUAUGAUGUCUACUAUUAUUUUCAUGUUGCACAUCUAAUGUGAAGUGGUAUUAUAACUAUCAUAAAUUUAUUAAUAUGAAAAUUAUGUUGUGUUUAUGUUCUUUGACUCCUGAAAUUUGAAUAAUGAAUCUCAUAAAUCAAUUUUAUUUGUGUUCUAUUUUCAAUGUGAAAUGAAUAAAUUUGACUGAUUAUGAGUGAAUAAUUUUAAUGGAUACUUUAAUGAAUGAAUUAAUGACCCAUUCAUUGGCACCUAUAAUGCAUUGAUUUCUCAAAUUUCCUUAUAAUAAAUACUGCGGCUACUGUUAGAUUCACCAUCCAUUAAAAUUACAAUAUUAUAAGUUUGAAGCUUAUUCAUUACGCUCACUGCUAAUUUUUUAAAGCAUUUUUUAAAUUUCAUUACUAUGUGAAUGUUGAAUUCAUAAUCAAUCUGGCAUUCAAUUCAGUUUAAUUUUUUCACUCGUAUAUUUUUCAUUUAAUUUUUAAUUUUUCAUCCAAUUAAACAUAAAAUUCUAUUCUGCUAGUUCAUUGAUUUAUUGAAUUAAUACUCAAAACUAUAAUCGCUCUACUAAGCUUGUACAUUGAGAUUUUUUGUUUUUAUAAUGAAUAAAGUAUAAUUAUUAUAAUA
Nilaparvata lugens (brown planthopper) is the source of this 2722-nucleotide messenger RNA. RefSeq lists its product as uncharacterized. The coding region runs from base 489 to 1193 and encodes 234 amino acids. The transcript has 3 exons. The record is from RefSeq and is a predicted model, not a curated record. Lineage: Eukaryota; Metazoa; Arthropoda; Insecta; Hemiptera; Delphacidae.